AUGGCGGCUUCAUCUUUGGGUUUCAGAUCACUGUUUAAGUAUGCUUCACCAUACCCGACUGACGGUCACGGUUUUGUGACUGGAAAUUGCCCUUUGGCAUAUGGGUGCAAAACAACGGUGCUGGGUUGCAAAAAUCACUUGCUGAAUGGUAAGAGCUUCUCAUUGAAUUGCUUGAAAGACAAAGAGAUGGAUGUGAGUGCAUCGGCUUUGGUUGAUGGUAUUGCCGAAUGCUCAGAUGAAACAGAAGUGAUGGAGCUGAGUGUCCCAGGGGAGCCAAGUGUGUCAACAAUGUUGAUUAAUUUUGGUAAUGAGUUUGAUCCUUAUGAUGCCUUAAGUACGCCUCUUUAUCAAACAGCAACUUUUAAGCAGCCUUCAGCAGUAGAAUAUGGACCUUAUGACUAUACAAGAAGUGGGAAUCCAACUCGGGACACCUUAGAAAGACUUCUUGCAAAGCUUGACAAGGCAGAUCGAGCUUUAUGCUUUACUAGUGGAAUGGCUGCCUUGGCAGCUGUGACUCGUCUUAUUGGGACAGGUGAGGAGAUUGUUGCUGGAGAUGACAUGUAUGGUGGUUCAGAUCGAUUGUUAUCGCAAGUAAUUCCAAAGACUGGAAUUGUGGUCAAGCGUGUGGAUAUGACUAACCUUGUUGAGGUUGCGUCUGCAAUUGGCCCCUGGACAAAGCUGGUGUGGUUAGAGAGUCCAACGAACCCACGCCAACAAAUUUCUGACAUUCGUAAAAUAGCUGAGAUGGCUCAUGCUCAUGGUGCUCUUGUAUUGGUCGACAAUAGCAUCAUGUCUCCUGUGUUGUCUCUACCCUUGGAACUGGGAGCAGAUAUUGUGAUGCACUCGGCUACUAAAUUCAUAUCUGGUCACAGUGAUGUCAUGGCUGGCGUUCUUGCUAUUAAAGGAGAAAGUUUGGCGAAGGACUUGUAUUUCAUACAAAAUGCUGAAGGCUCAGGAUUGGCUCCAUUCGACUGUUGGAUCUGUUUAAGAGGCAUUAAAACUAUGGCCUUGCGUGUUGAGAAGCAACAGGAGAAUGCCCAAAAAAUUGCUGAAUUUCUCGCCUCCCACCCACGGGUCAAACAGGUUAAUUACGCUGGUCUUCCUGGCCAUCCAGGACGAUCUUUACACUAUUCUCAGGCAAAGGGUGCUGGAUCCGUCCUCAGUUUCCUUACGGGGUCGUUGGAACUUUCUAAGCAUGUAGCUGAGACUACCAAGUACUUUACCAUCACCGUCAGUUUUGGAAGUGUCAAGUCCCUCAUAAGCUUGCCUUGCUUUAUGUCUCAUGCAGCCAUACCGGCUGCAGUGCGCGAGGCCAGAGGUUUAACUGAGGAUCUCGUCCGUAUAUCUGUAGGAAUUGAAGAUGUCAAUGAUUUGAUUUCUGAUUUAGACAAUGCACUCCGAACUGGACCUGCAUAA
Messenger RNA from Fraxinus pennsylvanica, 1416 nucleotides. NCBI's taxonomy places the organism in Eukaryota, Viridiplantae, Streptophyta, Magnoliopsida, Lamiales, Oleaceae. The record is from the annotation of a GenBank genome assembly.